Blastomyces dermatitidis ER-3 is the source of this 797-nucleotide messenger RNA. RefSeq lists its product as uncharacterized. The transcript is spliced from 3 exons. Bases 1 to 729 code for a protein of 242 amino acids. The record is from RefSeq and is a predicted model, not a curated record. NCBI's taxonomy places the organism in Eukaryota, Fungi, Ascomycota, Eurotiomycetes, Onygenales, Ajellomycetaceae.
AUGUCUGAUUUCACCCCCCUCAAUAAGGUUGAGAAAAUGAAGUUCGAAGAUACUUCUGGUGCCGAAACCAUCGGUGACACCGCGGAGGGAAUCAAACAACAGGACCCCGAAAAUGGUAACCCAGCAAACGGCAACGGUGAAAAUGAAACCAAAGCAAAUGGGAAUACUGCAGCUACACCACGCAAACGUGCGCGAAAAGCAGGUGCUAAAAAGACCAACAGUGGUGACGGCGAGGAGGGUCAAGAUGAAUCUCCAACCAAGAAACAACGCACUCCAGGCAAGGGAGGCAGAGGGGCCGCAUCUGGAGAGAAGCCGAAAGUUGGAGCGCGCGCUAUGCCUACCUCAUACGAGAAUGCAAGUCCCGAAGACAAAAUGCUGCUUCGCAUGAAGGAUGAGGAGAACAGAUCCUGGGCUGAGAUCCGCCAGGCCUGGGAAGAUAUUACCGGGGAGAAGGUUGGAGGGAGUACUCUCUGUACUCGCUAUGCUCGUAUCAAGGCCAACUUUAUCGAUUUCACGCCGGAGGAUGAGGAGCUCCUGCUCCGCUUUAAGCAGGAGAUCGAGGAGAAAUUCGAAAACGACAAAUGGCGUAGUGUUUCUGAGGCCAUUGGCGCUGCUGGUGGGAAAAAGUAUCCGCCUGCCGCUGUGCAGAAGCGGUUCAAGAUAUUGAGCAAGAACUUGUCCAGAAUGGAAAUCGGGCAGAAGGUUAAUGACGCGGAGGACUCCUCAUAACUGUCACAAGACGGCAUCUCUCCAACAUUUCUUCAGUCCGUGGAAUGGGUCUGGUGAUGGAACCGAAG